GAUCGCUGUGCAGUUAGUCUUAAACACGACUGCACUCCCGCAGCUUUCUUUCACCUUAAUUACAAAUUCUUACAACAAAAUUCUCACAAACUAUAUGUAAUUUCAUUUCACUGUAGUCACUACUCAACAUCUACAAAAUGACGAGGAUUUUGACAGCUUGCAAAGUGGUGAAGACCCUGAAGACUGGCUUUGGCUUUACCAAUGUGACUGCACGGCAUCAAUGGAAAAUCUCAAAACCUGGCAUCAGGCUCCUCUCUGUCAAGGCCCAGACAGCACACAUUGUCUUGGAAGAUGGAACGAAGAUGAAAGGGUACUCUUUUGGCCAUCCAUCCUCUGUUGCUGGUGAAGUGGUCUUUAAUACUGGUCUGGGAGGAUACCCAGAAGCUAUUACUGAUCCUGCCUACAAGGGACAGAUUCUCACCAUGGUUAAUCCUAUUGUUGGGAAUGGUGGCGGCCCUGACACCUCAGCCCUGGAUGAGCUCGGACUGAAAAAAAAUAUGGAGUCUGAUGGAAUUAAGGUGGCGGGUUUGCUGGUGCUAAGUUACAGCAACGACUACCACCACUGGGGCGCGACCAAGAGCCUAGGGCAGUGGCUGCAGGAAGAAAAGGUUCCUGCAAUUUAUGGAGUAGAUACAAGAAUGCUGACAAAAAUAAUUCGGGAUAAGGGUACCAUGCUUGGGAAGAUUGAAUUUGAAGGUCAACCUGUGGAUUUUGUGGACCCCAACAAGCAGAAUUUGAUUGCUGAAAUUUCAACCAAGGAUGUCAAGGUGUUUGGCAAAGGAAACCCCACCAAAGUGGUAGCUGUGGACUGUGGAAUAAAAAACAAUGUAAUCCGCCUUCUAGUAAAGCGAGGAGCUGAAGUGCAUUUAGUUCCCUGGAAUCACGAUUUCACCAAGAUGGAGUAUGAUGGGCUUUUAAUUGCCGGGGGACCUGGGAACCCAGCCCUUGCACAACCACUAAUUCAGAAUGUCAAAAAGAUUUUGGAAAGUGAUCGCAAGGAGCCAUUGUUUGGAAUCAGUACAGGAAAUUUGAUAACAGGAUUGGCAGCUGGUGCCAAGACCUACAAAAUGCCCAUGGCCAACAGAGGGCAGAAUCAGCCAGUUUUGAAUGUCACAAACAGACAGGCUUUCAUUACUGCUCAGAACCAUGGCUAUGCCUUGGAAAACGCCCUCCCUGCUGGCUGGAAACCACUUUUUGUGAAUGUCAACGAUCAAACAAAUGAGGGGAUCAUGCACGAGAGCAAGCCUUUCUUUGGGGUACAGUUCCACCCAGAGGUCAGCCCAGGUCCAACAGACACUGAGUACCUGUUUGAUUCCUUUUUCUCACUGAUAAAAAAAGGAAAAGGAACCACCGUUACAUCAGUUCUACCAAAGCCAGCACUAGUUGCAUCUCGAAUUGAGGUUUCCAAAGUCCUUAUCCUAGGAUCAGGAGGUCUGUCCAUUGGUCAGGCAGGUGAAUUUGAUUACUCAGGAUCUCAAGCUGUAAAAGCCAUGAAGGAAGAAAAUGUCAAAACUGUCCUGAUGAACCCAAACAUUGCAUCGGUGCAGACCAACGAGGUGGGUCUGAAGCAAGCAGAUGCUGUCUACUUCCUCCCCAUCACCCCUCAGUUUGUCACGGAAGUCAUCAAGGCAGAACGGCCAGAUGGGCUGAUCCUAGGCAUGGGAGGCCAGACAGCCCUCAACUGCGGAGUGGAACUAUUCAAGAGAGGUGUGCUCAAGGAGUAUAACGUGAAAGUCCUGGGGACUUCAGUUGAAUCCAUUAUGUUCACAGAAGAUAGGCAACUGUUCUCAGACAAACUAAAUGAGAUUAAUGAAAAGAUUGCCCCAAGCUUUGCUGUAGAAUCGAUUGAGGAUGCACUGAAGGCUGCAGACACCAUUGGCUACCCAGUGAUGAUUCGUUCUGCCUACGCCCUGGGUGGGUUAGGUUCAGGCAUCUGUCCUAACAAGGAGACCUUAGUGGAUCUCAGCACAAAGGCCUUUGCAAUGACUAACCAGGUUCUAGUGGAGAGGUCAGUGACUGGUUGGAAAGAAAUUGAGUAUGAAGUGGUGCGAGAUGCUGAUGACAAUUGUGUAACUGUCUGCAACAUGGAAAAUGUUGAUGCCAUGGGUGUUCACACAGGUGAUUCCGUUGUUGUGGCGCCUGCCCAGACCCUGUCCAAUGCAGAGUUCCAGAUGUUGAGACGCACUUCGAUCAAUGUGGUCCGCCACUUGGGCAUCGUGGGUGAAUGCAACAUUCAGUUUGCCCUUCAUCCUACCACCAUGGAAUACUGUAUCAUUGAAGUAAAUGCCAGACUCUCCCGAAGCUCCGCCCUGGCCUCCAAGGCCACUGGCUACCCACUGGCAUUCAUUGCUGCAAAGAUUGCACUGGGAAUCCCACUUCCAGAAAUUAAGAAUGUUGUAUCAGGGAAGACAUCAGCCUGCUUUGAACCCAGCUUGGACUACAUGGUUACCAAGGUUCCUCGCUGGGAUCUUGAUCGUUUUCAUGGAACAACCACCCGAAUUGGUAGCUCAAUGAAAAGUGUGGGAGAGGUGAUGGGGAUUGGUCGCACUUUUGAAGAGAGUUUCCAGAAGGCAUUGCGUAUGUGCCACCCGUCUAUUGAUGGGUUCACCGCCCGCCUCCCAAUGAACAAAGAAUGGCCGUCUAACCUCGACAUCAAAAAAGAGCUGUCUGAACCCUCCAGUACUCGCAUCUAUGCCCUUGCUAAGGCCUUGGAGGAUAACAUGUCCCUGGAUGAGAUUAUGAAGCUCUCCUCCAUUGACAAGUGGUUUUUGUAUAAGAUGCGUGACAUCAUAAACAUGGAAAACACCCUGAAAGGACUUAAAAGUGACUCCAUUUCAGAAGAAACCCUGAAAAAAGCAAAGGAGAUUGGGUUCUCUGACAAGAAGAUUUCAAAAUGUCUUGGGUUGACUGAGGCCCAAACAAGAGAACUGAGGUUAAAGAAAAACAUCCACCCUUGGGUUAAACAGAUUGAUACACUGGCUGCAGAAUAUCCAUCAGUUACAAACUACCUCUACGUUACCUACAAUGGUCAGGAGCAUGACAUCAGUUUUGAUGACCAUGGGAUGAUGGUGCUGGGUUGCGGUCCAUAUCACAUUGGCAGCAGUGUGGAGUUUGAUUGGUGUGCUGUGUCCAGUAUCCGCACACUGACUCAACUUGGCAAGAAGACAGUGGUGGUGAAUUGCAACCCUGAGACCGUGAGCACAGACUUUGAUGAGUGUGACAAACUGUACUUUGAAGAGUUGUCUUUGGAGAGAAUCCUAGACAUCUACCAUCAGGAGGCAUGCAGUGGCUGCAUCAUUUCAGUAGGGGGCCAGAUUCCAAACAACCUGGCAGUCCCUCUCCACAAGAAUGGUGUCAAGAUCAUGGGCACCAGCCCUAUGCAGAUCGACAGGGCUGAGGAUCGCUCCAUCUUCUCAGCCAUCUUGGAUGAGAUAAACGUGGCUCAGGCACCAUGGAAAGCAGUUAACACUUUGAAUGAAGCAUUGGAAUUUGCGAAGUCUGUGGGCUACCCCUGCUUGUUGAGACCUUCCUAUGUCUUGAGUGGUUCUGCUAUGAAUGUGGUUUACUCUGAGGAUGAGAUGAAAAAAUUCCUGGAGGAGGCCACUAGAGUCUCUCAGGAACACCCAGUGGUGCUGACGAAAUUUAUUGAGGGUGCCCGGGAAGUAGAAAUGGAUGCUGUUGGCAAGGAGGGAAGAGUGAUCUCUCAUGCAAUCUCUGAACAUGUGGAAGAUGCUGGAGUCCACUCGGGAGAUGCUACUCUGAUGUUGCCCACACAAACCAUCAGCCAGGGAGCCCUUGAAAAGGUGAAGGACGCUACCCGAAAGAUUGCAAAGGCUUUUGCCAUCUCUGGUCCAUUCAACGUCCAGUUCCUUGUCAGAGGAAAUGAAGUCUUGGUGAUUGAGUGUAACCUCAGAGCUUCUCGGUCCUUCCCAUUUGUUUCCAAGACUCUUGGGGUAGACUUCAUUGAUGUGGCCACCAGAGUAAUGAUUGGAGAGAAGAUUGAUGAGAAACCUCUCCCAACCCUGGAGCAUCCGAUUAUUCCUGCUGAUUAUGUUGCAAUUAAGGCCCCCAUGUUUUCUUGGCCCCGGUUGAGGGAUGCUGACCCCAUUCUGAGAUGUGAGAUGACUUCCACUGGAGAGGUGGCUUGCUUCGGUGAAGGCAUCCAUUCAGCUUUCCUAAAGGCAAUGCUUUCCACAGGAUUUAAGAUACCCCAGAAAGGCAUCCUGAUUGGAAUCCAGCAAUCAUUCCGUCCAAGAUUCCUUGGUGUGGCUGAACAGUUACACAAUGAAGGUUUCAAGCUCUUUGCCACGGAAGCCACAUCAGACUGGCUCAAUGCCAACAACGUCCCUGCCACCCCAGUGGCAUGGCCGUCUCAGGAAGGAAAGAAUCCCAGCCUCUCCUCCAUCAGAAAAUUGAUUAGAGAUGGCAGCAUUGACAUGGUGAUUAACCUCCCCAAUAGCAACACUAAGUUUGUCCAUGAUAAUUAUGUGAUUCGGAGGACAGCUGUUGAUAGUGGAAUUGCUCUCCUCACUAACUUCCAGGUGACCAAACUUUUUGCUGAAGCUGUGCAGAAAUCUCGCCAUGUGGACUCCAAGAGUCUUUUCCACUACAGGAAAUACAGUGCCGGAAAAGCUGUAUAG
Messenger RNA from Condylura cristata (star-nosed mole), 4640 nucleotides. It is a transcript of the gene CPS1, whose product is annotated as carbamoyl-phosphate synthase 1, mitochondrial. The coding region runs from base 138 to 4640 and encodes 1500 amino acids. NCBI's taxonomy places the organism in Eukaryota, Metazoa, Chordata, Mammalia, Eulipotyphla, Talpidae. The transcript has 38 exons. The record is from RefSeq and is a predicted model, not a curated record. Gene Ontology annotation, biological process: L-arginine biosynthetic process; L-glutamine metabolic process; 'de novo' pyrimidine nucleobase biosynthetic process. Gene Ontology annotation, molecular function: metal ion binding; ATP binding; carbamoyl-phosphate synthase (glutamine-hydrolyzing) activity. Gene Ontology annotation, cellular component: cytoplasm; carbamoyl-phosphate synthase complex.